Molecule: messenger RNA, 234 nt
Organism: Acytostelium subglobosum LB1
Lineage: Eukaryota; Evosea; Eumycetozoa; Acytosteliales; Acytosteliaceae
Exons: 1
Coding region: 1-234 (77 amino acids)
Source: RefSeq, a predicted model, not a curated record
AUGCUCCUUGGUACAAUCUAUGAACAUAGUAAAGGUUUGAAUGAGCACAGAGACUCACCAUCUGUACUAGUGCGUCACCCAACUGGUGAUACAGAACCAAUGUGCUCAACAUGUGCCACGAUCGCCGGUGCUGUCUUAUCUGAAAAUCUGCUCCAUCUCCUUGUUCUUGAGACUCCUGUCUGGAUCUUCUCAUUGAUCUCCCUGAGUCUGAGCGCCACUGGCGAGUCCUGGUAG